CAUCGGACAUGUCGCCCGGAAGCAGAGACACGGACAUCAGCGGUCAGGGACUGACCAGAAGAAAAUCUUGUCUGGCUAUCUGGCGAGAAAAGCGAAGGAGACAUCAAGAUACAAGCGAAAAGUCAAAAUCCUUUUAUGUCCAAGAGAACGUCAAGACCUGUUUCACUGAUCAAACAGACUGGCAAAACGAAGUCAGACGUCAAGAAAGUAAACGAGCCCAUCUUUGUGUUUCUUGCCACCGUGCUUUCACAGAUCCAAGCAAUCUACAACGGCACGUUCGUUCUCAGCAUUUAGGUUCUCGCAAUUACACAUGCAGUCAGUGUGGAAAGGCCUUCGCAACUUCAAGUGGCUUAAAACAACACACACAUAUACACAGCAGCGUGAAACCAUUUCGCUGUGAUGUCUGUUACAAAGCGUAUACGCAGUUCUCCAAUUUGUGUCGUCACAAGCGUAUGCAUUCUACUUGCAGAAUUCCAAGUUCUUGUGAUUAUUGUGGAGAAUAUCUUUUAACAACAAAUUCGUUUUCAAACCAUCAACAUCAGUGUAUUGUGAAAAGUCAAAUUCCUCAGUUCAGUGUUUCACAAGAAGGAGAUAAGCAAUAUCAAAAAUUUGGAGCUACAAGAACUUUACCAUUAACUCUUAAAAAGUCUGAAGAAGCUUCCUCGGAGCAGCCAGUAUUGGAAUCUCAUAUCCGUAACUCAGAACUGAGGGAUUAUGCCGACAAAGCCAUCACUGCACAUGUGACGAAGACACCUUUAUCCAGAAAUUAUUACCCUCGAGAAUCUGUCUCUGGCAGUCUGCUACACGGUAAUAUACACAAAGAAUCAGAAAUUAAUCCAUCGAAUAUGUUUCAUUAUCAGCGUCAGACAUCACCUAAAGUGGCAUCUGUUUGCCCAGAAGCCCUUGCCAUAAAUGAUUUGUAUUCUUACAACAAGUUAAUGGAUAAUCAUUCAUUCGGAACUUCUGAAUUAACGAGAGAGUGGAAAUUAUCUGCCGAGGAGCAGUAUAAUACAAGGUUGCCUGAAUUUCGUCCUUUUGUGAACUUUCACAGAGAAAAUGACGAGCCUUUAGAUUUGAGGGUGAAUCAUAAACGAAACGAUCAUCCUGAAUCGGACGAAAACGGACAAUGGAAGUAUUCCAUGGAAUUAAAUCCUAUACACGAUGCUUCGGUAGAAACUGGAUGCCCCUUUCCCAUACCUUGGUCCAGAAAUUUUCAUCCACUUUUCAUUGACACAAUGUAUCGAAGCCACCAAGAAAACGUGGCUUUAAAUUUUCUAAAUGUUUCAUCAGAAUUCACACAUUUCCCUUUUCAUCAAUACUUUGUAGGACCUGUGCCAAGAGAGCAGAAUGUUUUAAGUUUCAAUAAAAGCCAAGUCCAUAGCUCAUCAAAUGAUCACUUCCUUAAAACCAAAAAGAAUAAGGAAAAGUACUCCUGCAAAUUUUGUGGUAAAAUAUUUCCACGAUCGGCUAACCUAACUCGACAUUUGCGCACUCAUACGGGUGAGCAACCAUACAAAUGCAAAUACUGUGAUCGUUCUUUCAGCAUUUCAUCUAAUCUGCAGAGGCAUGUUCGCAACAUUCAUAACAAAGAAAAGCCUUUUAAAUGCCCCUUAUGUGAUCGCUGCUUUGGCCAACAGACAAAUUUAGACAGACACUUGAAGAAACAUGAAGCUGAAGAUUAUACCUCCAUCGAAAAUCGUUUGCAUCAGAAAGGAUUGAAGGUAAAUGAAAAUUAUUCAAAUGGCAUGAAUGCGUUAUUAGGAAAGAUAAGAAUGGCAAAUAAAGAAUAUGGUACAAAUAAUUUCUCAGAGGUUUUAGAAGCAAGUAAAAAGUCCUAUAACUGGACUUAUGUUAACUCUAAUGAUAAUGUUGCUAUUAAAGCUGCUUUGAAUCAAAACGUAGAGGAAGAUAAUGAGAACUGUGUGCUGAAUUUGCAUCGAAGUAAUACAGAUUCCCUACAUUCGGACAGUAAAAGUUCCGAUAUCAGCAAUGAUACAGAUUCUGCAACAGGAUAUCAAACUAAUGAUGACGAUGAAGAAAAGAAGAAUGUUUAUAAUCACGAUGAACAAAAUGAAGAAGAAAAUUCAUAACACAAGAUCUUUUGAGAUUCAAAAAAGUAAAAUAUGAAUAAAAAUUACCAUUAUGCAUUUUAGACAUUCAACUAAACGCACGUGGUUUAUUUCGACCAGACGUACUUAAUGGCUCUUAACAAUGUGAGACAAAAUGUGGAGAACUCAGACAUGAUUUUAGGAAACAGAGAUAACGAAUUUACAAUAAAAUGUAAUUCGUAGAAAAGUUACUUAUCGUCAGAUAAAUACCAGGAAACUCUGAAGUUUUCCCCCUUAACUUAAUACCGAAACAAAGAUUAAUAAAGAAAGCAAGGCUUUGAAAAAUUCAUCUUGUAACUUUUAGAAUUCUCCAAGCAUAGAAUUUUAGAUUUAAAACAACAAAGUUCAUGAAACUUAUCCUUUUUCAGAAACAAUAUCUAAUUUGAAAAAUAUUGUUUGUUGCCUGGUUUAACGUUACAAUGCAAGGUGGAAUAUGAUACCAUUACUUUCAUUCUGUAAAGUUUGCCAAAACUCUUUACGCACAAGGAGGUGAUUUAGAAUUAAAUAUAACUACUAUUUGGUAUCACUCAUAAGUUUCAGAUACAUCCUAGUCUCUUCCACCAAAAAUAAGAAUAUUUAUUGACAGAAGAUGACAAAAUAAGACUUUUGAUUACUUAUUAGUGUAAAUGGAUUUACAGUAAAUUUUCUGUUACACAGAUCCGGAAAAAUAGGACACUAAUAUUUAUCAAAUAUUUAUAAAUGAUUAUUUAUUAUAACAGAAAUAUCUUUAGAUGUAUUUAGAAGUUUAUAAAGAAAUGAGUAUUUCAUACUGUUGUAUUUAAAUGUCCCUACAUGUUACAAUAAACAA
Messenger RNA from Stegodyphus dumicola, 2916 nucleotides. RefSeq lists its product as uncharacterized. Gene Ontology annotation, biological process: regulation of transcription by RNA polymerase II. NCBI's taxonomy places the organism in Eukaryota, Metazoa, Arthropoda, Arachnida, Araneae, Eresidae. Gene Ontology annotation, cellular component: nucleus. Gene Ontology annotation, molecular function: DNA-binding transcription factor activity, RNA polymerase II-specific. The record is from RefSeq and is a predicted model, not a curated record.